UUGGAUUCAUUCCCUGUUUAUAACUUGUUCUAAUUUAACUUACAAUCAUCAGCACGGUAUACAUACAUAUAAAUUUUGCGAUUUAAACGAAAACAGACCAGUAUUCCUUAAGAUGGCAACGAAGUCUGACCACCAAUCCCAGGACGAAGAGAUAUUAUCACGACCCAUCAUACAUGUUUCACAGCCUGGCUCAGAGAAUCGGAAUCUCUGGAAACGAGUCACCCAUUCCUAUAAUUUUUGGAUCAAGUGCCCCAAAGACGCACAAAAAAUUGUUGCUGAUUUUUCAAAUACAGCGUACGAUAUUUUUAUUGUGGUAGAUGACCUUGUAGACGAAACUAAGCUUCGUAGGGGAAUUUCUUCAGCUCACGAGGUUUAUGGAGUUCCGCUGACAGUGCAAGCUGUAGUAUAUAUGGCUUGUAAAUUGUCUCAUAUUCUAACACCUUAUUUAGAAAAGAUGAAGCAUGUCGCCGUUGAUCAUUUUAUUCAUAUGGGUAUUCAGUCCUUCACUGGACAAGGACUAGAAAUAUACUUUAGAGACAUCCAAAAAUGUCCUACCUUUGAUGAUUACAGAACUAUAGUUCGAGGCAAAUGUUCCCAUCCUGUGAUGUGGGGAAUCCAGUUGUUAAAAUUGCUCGCCAAAAAAGAGACAAUUGAAUUUAAUUUUGGCGUUGUUGAUAAAUUAUGUUAUUUUCUUCAGAUUUACAACGACUAUAUAAACUUGCACAACACUAAGUACGCAACUGUUCGCGUUUUUUGCGAUGAUCUAGAUGAGGGAAAAUUUAGCUACCCCGUAAUACAUGCCAUUCGCAGUCAUCCCAACGACCGUCGCCUUUUAGAUCUGUUGAAAAAAAGACCACUGGAUACGGAAAAUAAGAAACUUUUUGUAGACAUAAUGGAAGGUUUUGGAAGUUUCGAGCACACUCGAAACGCUCUCGAAGAUCUGAAAAAGGAAAUUCGCGCUGAUAUGGAUAGAAAGAAAAUGGAAAAAAAUCCACUCAUCGAACGAAUUUUUCAAGAUGUCUUUAGUAAUUUGGACAACGAAAUUUAUUUUGAUGGCUGCGACUAAAGAAAUAAUUUUAUAUGUCACUAGCUGACCCCGUGAACUUCGUUUCACCUACAAUUUAAUUUUGAA
Molecule: messenger RNA, 1132 nt
Organism: Zophobas morio
Lineage: Eukaryota; Metazoa; Arthropoda; Insecta; Coleoptera; Tenebrionidae
Product: terpene synthase-like
Exons: 6
Coding region: 113-1066 (317 amino acids)
Biological process (GO): isoprenoid biosynthetic process
Molecular function (GO): prenyltransferase activity
Source: RefSeq, a predicted model, not a curated record